Molecule: messenger RNA, 1439 nt
Organism: Phaeodactylum tricornutum CCAP 1055/1
Lineage: Eukaryota; Bacillariophyta; Bacillariophyceae; Surirellales; Neidiaceae
Exons: 1
Coding region: 97-1284 (395 amino acids)
Biological process (GO): regulation of DNA-templated transcription
Molecular function (GO): DNA-binding transcription factor activity; sequence-specific DNA binding
Source: RefSeq, a predicted model, not a curated record
ACGAAUACAAGUUCGAUCCCAGAAACUCCCGCUGAAACGGACGGUCCAUAAAGCACUCGUUUUCAUUGUGCUUUUAUCUUAGCAAAAAACGGCACCAUGGCGAAUGAACAAGCCUUGACCGAUCAGGAGCUGUAUCGCCAGCUCACCCGUGAAAUCAUGGACGAGCAGGACCUGCAACAAUCGCGUGGCAUCUCCACACCGGGACUACCUCGGGCGGAGGUUACGAAUACCGGGAACCCCCGUCUUUUUGCGGAAGGAGAAUCGUUUCGUGCCAGCGGUAUAUCCCCUGCAAGACGUAUUUUGUUGGCUCGACGCUCGGCAGGAAAUUCCCAAACAUCUCGUGCAGCAAAUGGAAUACAAAGAUUCAAAAUGAAGGGAAAGCGGAAUGCUUCUCACGAUUUCCACUCGCAGUCCAGGCAGCAAAUCCUUCUGAAGCAAAAUGCUUUUCCACGAAGACUGGAGAAUUGCUCCGAUGGGAGUCCGCUUCCAUCCGGGUCGAAUCGUUGUGUUUCCCAAACAUCGACUUCGUCUUCUCUUCCGUCGCGCUCGAUGAUGUAUAUGCCGACGAUUGUUCCCCCGUCCGCGAUGGAUACACUUCCGGGGCGUCCCGCAACAUUUGUCAAAAAUGUGUCGCCUGAUUUACUUCCGGGACGCCCCGCAUCGUUUGCCCGGCCUUUGCCACCUGGGAGCCGCGUGGCUUUGGCUGCUGCUGCGGCUUUACCCCCUGGUAUGUACCGUCAGCUCACAGCAGCUCCGGCCGUUGUUGCCGUCGGUCACGAGCAGAAACAAUCACACGUCCCAGAACUCAAGAAGAGUGCCUUGACUCGGAAGACUACUUUGGGUCAAGAUAAUGUUAGCAGCAUAGAUGAGCUACAGGAAAGCUUCCCCCAAAAGCUAUAUCGUCUGCUGAUGGAAACAGAGGAAGCUGGAAUGGCGGACAUCAUCUCCUUUAUGCCGUCUGGUAAAACGUUUAGUAUUCACAAGCCCGACCAGUUUAUGAAAAUGAUUGUGCCGCACUUUUUCCAGCAUUCCAGGCUCAGCUCUUUUACACGGCAACUGCAACUCUACCAAUUUCGCAGGAUUGUGGAAGGAACUUCGGUGGACUGCUAUUUCAACGCCAAUUUUUCCAAGGGAAAGCCUAACCUUCUACAAAAGGUUCAACGCACCAAGCGAUUGUCCAAAGGAAAGGUGAUCACACCCGCGGUUGUGUGUGAGUCGGUCGAUGACCAAGCAGACCCAAUUGCUGCUCAAACGGAAGAUUCCUGCUCCCGAGAUAGUGAAUGAGUCUCCCUGAUGACGCCCAUUAUGGCUUGAGUAGUGUCUAUAUCGUGUUUAUGUACCGGCCACGUCGGUUUUGAUGAUUUUGUAAUACGUUAGACUUUGUCCAAUGCUCUCUGAUUCAGAAUAUCUAGAGUCUUUUUAGCCUUAUGGUUGUCGUG